This is a messenger RNA of Chlamydomonas reinhardtii, 20059 nucleotides long. RefSeq lists its product as uncharacterized. Gene Ontology annotation, molecular function: calcium ion binding; protein binding. Lineage: Eukaryota; Viridiplantae; Chlorophyta; Chlorophyceae; Chlamydomonadales; Chlamydomonadaceae. The record is from RefSeq and is a predicted model, not a curated record. The coding region runs from base 295 to 17961 and encodes 5888 amino acids. The transcript has 37 exons.
CUAAAUUUGACCAGGAACACUCACCUAUACCAACACGUUUCAAUCUCUGCAAGUCCCAACAGUGAACGAGCCAAUUUUCAUCCGAAGUCAUUUCUUGUGCUGUACUCUAUCAAUAAAUACUACUGGACGUUAAAGCACCUCAAGGCUGUGCGUUGGGCAGCGUCUUUCCACCGACCUAUGUACGCAGCGCCUUUUGCGUGAGGCCUGCUGCGGCGAUGUUGUCAUCAGGACGGUGGAAAUGAGUUCAAACGCUCAUGCGCGAGUUUAAACGCUCAUGGGCGUGCUGCUAUAGCAAUGCGCCCCGAGAGGUUGGGCUGCCCUACCGCGCGGCCAGCAGAGCCGCGGUGGGGGGCAACGCGGAGCUGGAGCAAGCUCACACAGCUCUUGGUGCCCUUGGCGCUAUUUGUCGUCGGUUUCCUGCACGGCGGUGCGCGUGCGGGCAAGUCGCGGCCCUGGUGCACCUCAGGCGUGGGGCUGUGCCGCGAUGCGCCCGCCACGCCGCGCUUUGACCACUCCAUGGUGGCCGUGGACGACAAGGUGUAUGUGUACGGCGGGCGGCGCAGCGGCAGCGCCUUCACAGGCAUACUGGCGGGCGACAGUGUGGACGUCAUGGACGUGCGCACGCUGUCCGUCAUGCAGCUGGAAACGCCGGGCUCGCCGUACGCGCGCGCCGGCCACGGCAUGGCGGCCUGGGGCAGCGGCCUGCUCGUCUUCGGCGGCGCCACCAACAGUUUCGCGCCGGACAGCACCGCCGCGGGCGCCGGCGGCGCCGCCACCGGCGCCAACGCCGCCGCGCCGCUGCUGAACGACGUUGCGCUGCUGGACCGCGGGACGCUGGAGUGGCGCAGCCUGGCGCCGUACCUGCCGGCGGCGGGUGGCGGCGGCGGCGGCGGCGGCGCUGUCGCGCCGCAGCCGCGGGCUCGGGCUGCGGUGGCGGUGUCUGGUGACGUGUUGGUGGUGGUCGGCGGCAAUGUGGCGCCCAGCGCGGACACGCCGCGAUUGCUGUCGGACGUGUGGCGCUUCAACCUGACACGGCGGUCCUGGAGCGGCCCGCUGCAGCUGCUCAGGUCGUCCGAUGCGGCGGCGGCCAUGGCGGCAGAGGACGCCGCCCUGACCGCAGUGCCCGGACUGCCCGGCGUGCUACUGCUGUACGGCGGCCGGGCCUGGGACAACAGCAGCAGCAGCGGCAGUAGCAGUAGCAGCCGGGGGUGGCGGUCGCAGAACCGGCUGCUACUGCUCGACACCCGAACCUCCCCCGCCGCCGCCUUCACGCUCGGCGCCGACUUGCCGCCGCCAGGCGGCAACGCCGCCGCGCCUGCUGGGAACGGCACGACAGGCGUGAACGGCACUAUGACCGGCCUUGGCGGCAACACGGGCGGCCGGCCGCCGCCGCCGGCUCACGACGUGCGGCUGGACUGGCAGGGCGGCGACCUGCUGAUCUCUUGUGCCGGCGGUUGGGCGGCUGCAGGGCCGUUGGCGGCGUACAGCGCAGAUGCUGAGUCGGACUUGAAGCGCUGGUUCGCAGUGUAUCGGAUCCAGGGGCUGCUGAAUCAGAUCCAGGCCGAGCUGUACGAAGUCCAGGGCGGCGGCGCCUAUCCCUCGGCUGCGGCGGUUGUAGUAGAAGCGGCGACGACGGCCGCGGUGGCGGCGGCGGCGACCGCCGCGGCGGGGGCGGCGCGGAGCGCCGCGCUCGCGCGGAACAGCAGCGCGGCCGCCGCGGCGGCGGCGGGCGCGGUGGCGGCGGCAGCGGUGACGGCGGCGGACGUGUCGGCGGCAGAUGUGGCGGCGGCGGCAGCGGACCUGGGUCUGGUGCUGCUACCGGACCUGUGGCGUGGUCUGGUCCGAGAGCACAUCUACGUGUCUGGUCUGGCGUCGGACACCAUGGCACGGCUGAUGGCCGCCCACUCCGUCUACUUUUCUGCGCUGGCGAGCAUUCCCGCAGCCGCCGGCGUUACGCCCCUCAACGGCAGCACGAACGGCACCAGCAGUUACACCAACGGCACCAGCUUGAACAGCACCAAUAGCAGCAUAGUAAGCAGCAGCGAUGACGCGGCGGCGGCCGCCAUUCGGGCUGGCGCGCUAGCGAACGCAACGGCCGCGAUGCCCGCGGGCCUGGGGCCGCUGUGGAAUGCGGCGCUGGGUGGCGGCGUGCUGGACCUUGGGCCGGCCGCGGGGCGCGUGGCGGACGGCAGCGCACUAGGCGACUCGGACUUAAGCUUCGUCAAACAGGCGCGCUGGGUGCUGCUGGGCGGGCGCAUACUGAUGCACGGCGGCGUGCAGGGCCCGCUGGGGUCUGCCAAGGUGUCCCGGCGCACGCACACGCUGGACCUGGUGCGGCGGCAGGUGGCGUGGCUGGACAUCUCGUCCAAGCCGCCCUACUACGAAUCCGGAAUCCAGACGGCCUCGCUGCGGACCAUGCUUCUGGUGUCGCCGCCGGCACCCGUGGUGGACCCCGUGAUGGCUACAGCCGCCGGCCUGCUGCCGCCGCUACUGCCGGCGGCGGCAGCCACAGCUGCUACAGCCGCUACAGCCGGCGGCGGCAACAGGAGCUACGUCUCUGGCGCCUGGGGCGCAGCCACCGCGUCGGCUGUAGCAGCCGCCGCCGCCGCGGCUGGCAGCCCUACGCUCAGGUUUGCAGUCGGCGGCGCCAACAGCAGCUACAGCCUGACCAUCAACACCACGGCUACUACAGCCAACGCGGCGGCGCUGCUGCUGGCGGCUGCGGACACGGCUGCUGCGGGCGUGGUGGACCAGCACCUCGUGUUCCUGGGCCUCAUGGACGCCUUCUCAGGCCAGGAGCCGGAGUUUAGUGUGAUGUACCGGGCCAGUGUGGCGCGGCAGGACAUCACGUACACCUGCCGCGUGCCGCGCAGCGGCGCGCCCUCCGCCGCCGACGCCAACUGCUUCAUUGUCUCCGCCGCCGCCGAGAAGCAACUGCCCUCGCGGCGCGACUUGUACGGCGCCGCCGGCCUGAUGUACAUCUACGAGGGCAAUACGACAGAGUACGACUUCACGCUGACCACGGACCUCGUACUGCUGUACGGCGGGCAGAUCGCGACGGGCGCGUCACGUGGCGGCGGCGGCGGCACCGCCGCCGGAACGAGCGGUGGCGGCGGCGGCGAGGGCGACGCCGACGGCAGUUUUGAGGCGGUGCUGCAGAGCCCGCCACCGCCGGCGCCGUCAGCGGCGCCGCGGCCGCCGCCGCCGGUGCCGCCAACGCCCGCCGCGCCGACUGCGUCGGCUGACGGCAACAGCACUGGCGGCGGCUCUGCCGGCAGUGACGUGAACGGCACACAACCUGGAUCGCCAACGCCGACGCCUGUGUCAAUCAACGGCAACCAAAGCUCCACAAACACCUCUCGCAGCACGACGGCAUCGCCGACGCCGCCCAUGUUUCCGCCGCCGGCCGCAGCGCGGCGGCAACUCCACACAGCCCGGGCCCUGCAGCAGGCCAGCCAGCCUAACGGUGCGGGCGCGGGUGCGGGCGUGGAUACGGGUGCCAUGACAGCAGCGCAGCCGCCGGCGCAACCGCCGCCGCCGGCGCCAAGUGCACCGUGGGGUAGCCAAAGCGACGGCGCUACGGGCUCGUCGAGCGGCGGUGCUGGUCAGGACACGACCAUAUGGAAUGGAACGGCCGCCACUACCCCGCCACCGGUCGCGCUCGCGACGCCGCCGCCCGCCGCGCCCACCAGUCCGGCACCGGCAUCGCCCUUCACCUCCACCGCCGCCAGCCCAUCACCGCCGCAAGCCCCGCCCGCCUCUCCGUCGCCCUCCCCUUCCCCGCCUCCUGUCCCCGUCCCCACCACCUCCCCUGCCUCAUCGGCCUCCCCUGCCCCAACCACCUCCCAACCAACCGCCUCACCAACCGCCAGCACGCCCUUCCUAACUAACGGCUCAACCGCCGGCACGUACAUAUACGGCGGCGCCUACGUGGCCACGUGGCAGCCCGCCGCCGGCCCCCGCAUCUCGGCCAGCCUGCCGCCCGCCACCGCCGGUUACGUUUUUGAGGCCGUACGUAACGCCAACGGCAGCGGCGACGUACACUCGCCGGGGCCGCGCAGCGGGGCGGCGCUGGUAGGCGCGGGCAACACCGAGAUGCUGCUGUUUGGCGGGCUGAGCUUGGAUGAGCGCGGCAAUGUGGUGCUGAUGAACGACGUGCACUACCUGCGAUACACACCCAACCUGGACCCGGGCCGUGUGUCCACCGACCCCACCCUGCUCUCCCCCGUCCCCGAGCCCUGCCCGCCCGGUGAGCGCUGCGUCAGCUGUCAGCGCAGCCGCGCAGCCUGCACCGCCGCCGCCGUCGCGGCGGCAGCGGCGGCUGCCACCGCCGCCACGCCGCCGCCGCCGCAACGCAGCAACGGCACCGCCGGGGGCGCAGCACCUGGCAGCGGCCGCCGGCGGCUGCGCGAGUCACAGCGGGACGCGAGCGUGGACGCGCAGCACUCGUCGGCAGCAGCCCAGCAACAGCCACAGCCACAGCUACAGCUACAGCUGCAGCAGGGGUUGCCACGGCGCUACAACGCGCCGCAGCCAGGCGAAGAGCCACGGCAGCGCAAGCCGCAGCCGCGCAAGCCGCGGCAGCGCAAGCCGCGGCCGCAGCCCUGGCUCCGUCGCCGCAAGGCGCAACAGCAACAGCAGCCACAAUCGCAACCGCAACAACAGGGCCCUACCGCCGCCACGCCCUCCGGCUCGGCGCUCUCGUCCUCCUACUAUGACAUGGGCGGCGACGGGCCCUUCGGCACCACCAACACCGGCCCCAACGCCCGCGCCGACGCCGCGCCCUUCCCCACCGCGCGCGCGCUGCCGCCCGGCUAUGCCUACGUGGUUGCCAGCACGGGCAAGAGGGCGCGGGCCUCCAGUCAGUAUGACGCGGCUGAGGCGCCGGCGCGCGGCGCGGCGGGCAAUGCCGUUGACGGCAACCUGGCCGACCGGCGCUACGAGCAGGGCUCCUGCGCACACCUGGACCUGAGGGCCGACAGCCUGUCCCCGCGCAACGCCAGCUGGUGGUACGUGGACCUGGGCCGCGCCACGCCGGUGGACUACGUGGCCCUGUGGAGCCGCGCCGACUGCUGUGGCAGCGCCGACACCGGGUACAAGGACCGCAACAGGGACAUAGAGGUCCGUGUGGGCGACGUGGAGCCGGGCUCCGCCGCGGACGGCCCCGCCGGCGCCGGCGCCGCCAACCGGCUGUGCGCUGGCGGCGUGUGGGUGCCUCAGGGCGGCCGCGGCGUGGCGGACUGCGGCGGCGCACUGGGGCGGUUCGUGGUGGUGCGCAAGCCCUACCCCGACUACCUGGCCCUGUGCGAGGUGCAGGUGUGGGCGCACACCAAGCCCUUCCCCUACGACCAGGGCCACUACCUCACCUCCUUAGAGCUGCUGCCCGCCGCGCCGCCGCGCACCCCCGCCUUCCCGCCGCCGCGCCACCGCGCCGCCGCCGCCAUGCUGCGACCGGGGGCGGCGGCGCGCUACCCCGCCGGCGCGCUGGUGGUGUUUGGCGGCACGUCCGACCCAGAUGACGCCGACCCCGCCGCGCUGCUUGGCGACCUGUGGGUGAUGGACCUGGCCGGCCACACCUGGGGCCGCGUCACCGCACAGGGCGUGGCGCCCGCACCCCGCAGCACGGCGGCCAUGACCUCGGCGGCCUCGCAGAUCUAUCUGUCGGGCGGGCUGUCGUACGCGGGCGGGCGCUGGAUCCAGUCCAGUGACAUCUACGGCCUGGAUCUGGGGCAGCCCACACUGGUGUGGACGGUGCAGCAGGCGUCGACCACGUCCAGCGGCAGCACACGGCAGGACGGCACCGGCAGCGGCGCCGCCUCGCAGCGCGCCGGCGGCAGCAGCAGCGCCGUGGUGAGCAACCUGGUGCUGACGCGGCAGCCUUCCCGCCUGGCCACCAGCACCCAGGCAGACCUGGUGCUGGUGCCCACGCCAGGCACGGUGUCUGUCUCCACGCCUGGCCCCACUGAGCUCCUGCAGGCGGUGGCCGCCAUGUCGGACGGCGACCUGCUGUCCGUCCAGGCGCCGCGGGGCCACGUGGUGCGGCUGCGCUCCACACUCGUCGUCUCCUCCGCCGCCAUCAUCGCCUUCGAACCAACCGACAACGGCGGCAGCAGCAGCGGGGGCGCGGGCCGAAGGCGGCUGCAGCAGGCGGCGGCGAGCAGCAGUAGCAGCGGAGGUGGCGGCAGCAGCAGCGGUGGCAGUAGCAGCGGGGUGGGUGGAGGGGAUGCGGGCGCGGUGCUGGAUGAGGGCUCGCUGCUGGUCCUGGACUGCGGCGGUCUGGAGGUGGGGGUGCUGGUGGAGUCGGCGUCCGUGGUGCUGCAGGGCCUGGCUGUGGUGGGCUGCAGCCAGGCCGGUGUGCUGGUGCGCCGGCCCGUCAGCGCCUCCGCCGCCCUGGCGGACGAGCCCUCGCUCACCGUCACGGACUCGCAGUUCGCGAACAACAGCGGCAGCGGCAUCGUCAUGGAGGCGGGCUCGUUGUCGCUUGUGAACGUGAUGCUGUCAAACAACUCGCGGUCGGGGUUGCUGGUGCGCGCGGGCGCCGUGGUGCGCGACGUGGUCGCCAGCACCUUCAGGGGCAACCGCAACCUGAUGCCCGGAGACGGCGCCGCCGGCCCGACCCCGGAAGGCAGCAGCAACAGCUCUGCAACUCCCAGCAGCAGUAGCAGUAGCAGCGGCAGCGGCAGUAGCAGCAGUAGCAGUAGCAGCAGUAGCAGCAGUAGCAGUAGCAGCAGUAGCAGUAGCAGCGGCAGUAGCAGCAGUAGCAGUGGCAGCAGCCUGGCGGUGCUGACGUCAGAGUCGCUGGCGGCGGCGGCGGCUGGGCGCGGCGGCGGUCUGUAUGCGGAGGCUGGGUCGCAGGUGCUGGCCAUGACGGGCGUGCUGUUCGUGAACAACACGGCCAGCACCGGCGGCGGCUUCUCACUGCAGAGCCUGGACCAGGCCUCGGCGCUGUUCACGGACCUGGUACUGGCGGGCAACGCCGCGGCGCGAGACGGCGGCGGCGCCGAGCUCUCCAACAUGCGCACAGCCGCCUUCGCGUUCGUGGGCGGCCGCGUGGAGGCCAACUCGGCGGCGGGCACGGGCGGCGGCAUCUCCCUGUCCGACUGCAUCCUGCCCAUCUCCUUCACUGGCACCGCCUUCGCCGGCAACGCCGCCGGCGGCACUGGCGGCGGCCUUGCAGCCGACCUUGUCCGUCGCCUGGACCUGAGCCGCUGCCGCGUCAGCCGCAACGUUGCCGCCGGCGGCGCUGGCGGCGGCCUGGCCGCUGACACCAGCGGCUCGAUCACGGUCUCUCGCUGCCGCCUGGUCGCGAACGCGGCGCUCCAGGGUGGCGCCCUGUUUGGCGGCGACAACGUCGGCGUUGGCGUCAGCAACAGCGUCUUCAUUGGAAACAUGGCGGUUGCGGCGGUUGGCGGCGCCGCCGCCGUAACCGCCGCCGGCGGUGCGGGCGCCGGCGGCGCGCUGCUGUGCGCGCGCUGCGCGCGGCUGGCGCUGACGGGCAGCCUGUUUGCUUCGAACGCGGCGUGGCAGCGUGGAGGCGCGGUGGCGCUGAUGCAGGCGCGCGGCGCCAGUCGCGUGUCGCAGUGCACCUUCACAAACAACACCAUCGUGACGGGGCUGCCGGCGGCGGAGGAGGCGCGGCUGGCGACGGCGGCGACGGCGUGGGUGCUGGGCACCCGGCCCGCCUCCGCCAGGGCCAUUAUGGCAGCAGCGGCGGCACCGCCGCCGCCGCAACGGCAGCAGGCCGCUUCAGCGCCCACCGCAGCCUCUGAUGCGGCGCCUUCGUCUGCUCCCAACUCCACGACACUGCCCACGGCGGCGGGGGGCUCUGCGUCCGCCGCCGCUUCUUCGGAUGAGUCGCUGGCAACCGACAGCACCGGCAUCAACGCGGACGCCGGUGGCGCGAUGGCGCUGCUGCUGUCGGUGGAGCUCGAGGUAGCAGACUGCGACUUCGUGUCAAACACGGCACGUUCGGGGGGCGGGCUGUAUGCGGCGUGGGACACGGGCGUGCAGCCGUACGGGGCGCUUACGCUGCGGUGCGCCACGUUCGGAGGGAACGCGGCGCGCCGCGGCGCCGGCGGCGCCGUGUUUACACACCAGCCCGCUGCAAUGGCGCUGUUGUGCGGAGCUGGCGCGAACCCGGGCUCGGGUGCAGGCGCGAGCGCGAACGGUGUCGGAGGUGGAGGUGCUGGGGGCAAUGGCAGCAGCGGCAACAGCGACGGCGGAGGCAUGUUGGCGAAGUGUGGCGGCGUCAACGGCACCGCAACCGCCGCUGCCGCCGCGGCGGCAGCGCUGCAAGAUGCCGGCAACGUGGACGGCAGCAGCAGUGAGAGCGGCAGCAGCACUGCGGCGGCGGCGGCGGCCGUGGCUGCAGCCGAGGCGGAAGCGGCGGCCUUUGCGCAGGCGCUUGUUGACACUGCCGCUGCGGCCGUGUAUGGAUACGUGGUGAACGCAACGGCACGCUUAAAUGCCAGCAGCGGAAGUGCAUCAAACGCCAACGCGACACCGCCGCUGUCAUUGCUGUCGCCGCCGCCGCCUCCGUCGCUGAUCCCAGACUCAUGUGUGCCGACGUGGGUUGGCAAUGUAGCCGUCGAGGGCACGGGCCCUGUGCUGGCGUCAAGCGCCUUUAGCAUGUUUCUGGAUGGCGCCAGCGCCAGCAGCAGCAGCAACGCCGGUAGCGGCAGUAGCACCGGCCCCGGCGGCAGUAGCAACGGCAGUGCUGGCGGCGGCGCGCCGGCGGUGGCGGUGUUGGCGGCUGAUGGCGCGCUGGAACUGAAUAACAUGCAGUCGGACUCGCAGCUGCCUGUGACGAUGGCGUUCCUUGACUUUUACGGGCAACGCGUGUCGGGCGGUGUGGAGGACUCGCGUGUGGCUGUGUCUGUCACCUCCACCCCACCGGUGGUGUCGGGCCAGACGCAGCUGCUCACGGAGGCGGGCGUGGGCCACUUCACAGACCUCAAGGUCCGCGGCACGCCCGGCGCCUACAACAUCUCCUUCCGCGCGGCGGUGCGCGACCGCACCCUGCCGCCACUGGUGAUGCAGGUCCGGCUGCGGCCUUGUCUGCUGGGCGAGGUGCGCACACUGGACAACGACAAGUGCAUCCGCUGCGCCGCCGCCACCUUCUCGCUCGAUCCCACCAACACCUCCUGCGACCUGUGCCCGAACAACGCCGACUGCCCCAUGGCCGGACAGGGCCGCGUGCUGCUGCCCGAGGACGGCUACUGGCACAGCAGCCCCUACUCGCCGCAGGUGCACUACUGCCCCUGGUCCGAGGCGUGCUCCUACGGCAACCGCUCCGCACGCCUGCUGGCCUUCCAGAUGGCCCUGCCGCGCCUGCCCGUCAUCAACGCCAGCAGCAGCCUGUUCAGGCUCCCGCCCGAGGCACUCGCGUACCUGAACAGCGUGCGGCGGGCCGGCGGCGGCGCCAAUGGCAGUGGCGGCGGCGGCGGCGGCGACGGCUGGCAGUGGGCUCUGGGCGGCGACUGGGAUGCGGGCGUGUGGGUGCUGCGGGCCUUCAACGCCACUUCGGGGUAUUCGGACAUCCAGUGCGCGCCCAACUACGGAGGCAACCUGUGUGGGCGCUGCAACAAGGGCUAUGGCCGCACCGACUUCGGCUCCUGCAUCAAGUGUCAGCCGGCGGCGCUCAACCACUUCCUGUACGGCCUCAAGAUCGGUCUGACCGUGUUCAUGAUCUUCAUCAGCGUCUACUCCAUCCAGACCGACCUGCGAGAGGUUCGGCAGCUGUGGACGCUGCAGCGGCUGAACGAGUCUAUGCUUCAAGAUAACAAAGACGGCAAGGACAGCGGCCUUGAUGACGCACACAGCAAGGACAACACACACCGCACCGACACCAGGACAGUCAGCGGCGCGCCUGGCAGCAGCUGCAACGGCGACGGCACUGGCAACGGUGGCGACGGCGGAGGCGGGGGCGGGGGCGGUGGAGGAGCGGGCGGCGGUGGGGACCAGGGCGGUGGCGGUGGCGGAGGCGCAGCAGCAGGCCUGGCGGUGUUGUCGAGCGGCGCCGCUGGCGGCGAUGGGCAGUGCAAUCCGCUUGAGAGCGGCCCGUUGUUCGUGUUGGUGGAGGAGGAGGACGCGGCCGCCGCGGCGGCGGGCGGCCCGGAGCAGCGCGUCUUGCUGGACACUGCGGCGCCAUCCGCCACCGCCAGCGCCGGCGCUGUGGCCGGUGCCGCUGCGGCGCCAUCCGCCACCGCCGCCGCCGCCGGCGCUGUGGCCGGUGCCGCUGCGGCGCCAGCCGCCGCCGCCGCCGCCGCCGGCGCUGUGGCCGGUGCCGCUGCGGCGCCAGCCGCCGCCGGCGCCGCCGCCGGCGCUGUGGCCGGUGCCGCUGCGGCCGCAGCCGGCAUCGCAGCAGCGCGGCUGCCGACACGGCCGCAGAGCCCGCGCCUGCUACUGGACACCAUGGACGACGAGGAGGGCGCCCAACACAGGCGGGUCGGGGAGGCGGAAGCAGAAGCAGACGCGAGCUCUGCCGACGCGCCUCAGCGCUCCAGCCGGCCCGCCGAGUCGUUUCGGCUGAUGCGGCUUCAGGGGCCCAGCGCCGCCGAGCCGCAGGGCUCAGGGCCCGUCACCUCCCCAUCACGUAACGGCAACCACCUGUUCUUGGGGCCCUCAGCUGUCACCGUUGACGGCGUGGCCGACGGCUUGCCCUGCGGCAGCGACGGCAGUGACGGCGACGCCGCCAGUGUGUUUGAGCUGCCGCCGGUGGACACGCCUGGAGGCGUGGGCCGUGGCGACGGCGGCGGCGGGCGGCGCGUCGCGCCGUGGCUGCUCGACACGCCCAGCCAGGCAUCUAUCUGCUCUCUGGCGGCAGGCAUGCCGUCGUUCCAAACCGCCUCGGCCGCCGGCCUGCCGCCCGCUGCCGUGGUGGGCGCGGAGUCAGGGCUUCUUGCCGGCGGCGCCGGCCGCGGCGGCGGCGCCGGCGGCGGUGGCCGUGGCGGCGGCGUCGCCAUCGGCAUCCGGUCGUACAGCCUGGGUCGUUGCGGCAGCCCUGACGGCGCUGACUCUGUGGCCGGAGCCGAGGCCGCCCCAGCCACCGGCUCCUCUGCAGGUCUGCUCGUGACACUGCCGUGGCGCCAGUCGGAGGGCAGCGAGCGCAGCCCGGGCGGCUUCGGCGGCGCGCAGCCCCGGCUCGUGCCGGCCACGUCGCGACUGCUGGCGGCGAGGGCGGCCGACGCGGCGGCGAGCCCGCCGGCCGCUGACAGCGGUGGGCGCCUUGCCGGCGGCACCAGCCGCCGCGCUCUGGUGCGGUUUGCCAGCUCGGGCCACAGAGCGGAGAGGGCGGCGGCCGCCGCCGCCGCCGCGGCGGCGGCGACGGCGGUUACGUACCGGGCCGGCGGCGGCGGCGGCGGUGUUGGGGCUGGUGGCGGCGGCUCGAGCCGGCUCUCGCGCGCCAUGUCCGCCGCCAGCGUCUGCAGGAGCCGCAGCACCGAAGAGCUGCUGGAGCCGCGGGCGGAGGCCCUGACGGCGGCACCGCCGGGUAUGCAUUCGCAGGUGGAAGAUCUUGGGCGGCUGCGGCUGGCUGGCGGCAAUGUGGGAGGGACGAUUGUGGAGGACGCCGACGAGGAGGCGGGCCUGCCCGCCUGCGCCGCUGCAGAAGGCGACAUCGCCACAGCCGCCGCCGCCGCCGCCACUGCCGGGCCCCGCCGUACGCUGAUGCGCUUCUACAGCAGCGGCCGCCGUGCGGAGCGGGCGGCGGCGGCCGCGGAGGCGUUCAUGCACCAUUUGGACGCUCUUGGCGCCAAUGGCGGCGGCGGUGACGGCGGUGGUACCGUCGGUUUGCGCCGCUCAGCGCGCCUCGCCCGCGGCACGUCCGCCGCCGGCGUUGAGGUCAACGCCAGCGGCUGGGUCGGCGAAAUGGUGGCGCCUGAUGGGGAGCCGCGAGCCGCCGCCACAGCCGCGAUGGCCGGCGGCCAGCUGGCGGCGCUCGGUGGCGGCGGGGGUGUGGCAGCACGUGUGCACACGGGCAGCGGGGAACGGUUGCAGCUGCUGCCGCGCGGCCUUGGCGCAGUUUUGGCGGAGACACGGGCGGCAGGGAUGCUGCAGCGUGCCUACUCAGCUGGCCGGGUCGAGCCCAGCACCAGCGGCGGCAUGGAUGCAGCGACGGGGCACGGGGCCACAGCUGGCUCUGUAUAUGGCGCUGUGCGGCUAGUCGGCGGCGCUGAUGCAGGGUUGGAAGUCAGAGCCGCGGAUGCAGCCGGUGUGGCGGCCGCAGCUGGGGCCCUGGAGGACCCCGGUUGCCCCAUACGCCACUUGCCGCGCUCGCUCGAGCUGGGCGCCGCGGAAUGGGCUGCUGCGGCAGAGGAGGACGGAGCUGGCCCGGCGCCGCCGUCCUCCGACAGCAGCACCGGCCGGGGGCUGCCGCGCCGGUCGCGCGUGUCUGACCCGGCUGCUGCUGCCGGCGGCAGCAGCAGCAGCACCGGCCGCGGUGGCCGCGGCAGCGGCGACGUGCCUGAGCAACAUGCCUACUACGGCCAUCCCCCGAACAGCGGCAGUAGCACCAACGCCAUGCGACCAGGCACGCCGACGUUCUCUAGAAGCUAUACCGGCACGCACACGCCAUUGACCACCCAGCAGUCACUGACGCCAGACUCGUGUCCGGACACGGAGACGGCUGUAGCAGCAGGCGCGCCGGGGGCAGUGGCGGCUGUAGCACGCGCGGCCGGUGGCGGUGGUGGUAUUGGCAACCUGGCUUCCUUGUCGACCGGCGCCAGUCUCCUUGCAGAUGGCCCGUCCAUUGGGGACCAGUCCUUCGCUAGUUCAACAGCGGCGGCAGGUGCAGGGCCGGGAGGAGUGGCGGCGGUAGCCGCCGCAGCCAACGCUGUAGCAGCUGCGGCGGCGGGCACAGGCCGAGUGGCGGCGGAGCCGCACAUCGUCUACCUCGACGGCGGCGGUGGCGGCGGCGGCGGCUUGCAACCGGCUCUUGCUACAGCUUCUGUCGAAGUCGGAGUUAGAACCGGAGCUGCCAGCAGAGAAUUCGCUGGGGCCGCAGCCGGGGCCGAUGCCAGCAGCCGCUUCAUCCGCCGCAGCAAUGCGCCACGCGCACUGCUUACGCCGCCGCCGCGGCCGCCGCCAGGCGUGGCGCAGGCCGCCGCCGCCGCCGGUAACGGCGAUGUUGAUGAUGACGCCGUGGCCUUUAUCUGCAGCGAUGCUGAGGAGGAGGGAGGAGAGCAAGGACACAUGGUAGGCAUGCAGGGACACGAGCGGCUGAUGCAGCAGCAGCAGCAGCAGCAGCAGCAGCAGCAGCAGCAGCAGCAGCAGCAGCAGCAGCAGCGGUGGCAGCGGCCGGGCGAUGUGUUUGCUGAGCCGCUGUUGUUAAGCUCGGGGGCGGGGCUGCUGGCAGAGACGCCCACGACGUCGGCUCGGCAGCCGCGUGCACCCGACUCGAGCCACUUCCUUUCCUCCUCUGGCGGCACCAACGCCACGUCACCCCGGCAGGAGGGCGGCCCAGCGGCUGGUGGCACCGGCGGCGUGCCGUUGCGCGCGCCUUGGGAGGUGCUUGCCGAUGACCGGCCGGCUGCCGUCCCUGCUGCCUGCGCUGCUGUUGUUGGUGGUGCUGCUGCUGGUGGUGUUGGGGCUGCUCGUGUGUCGGUGGCGCAGCCGGUGCCGGCGGCGGCUUCCGGCGAGAUGUCUCGCGAGCUGAUGCUGUGGCAUCAGCAGCUGCAGCUGGAGCAACAGCAGCAGCAGCAGCAGCAGCAGCAGCAGCAGCAGCAGCAGCUGGAGCUGGAGCAGCAGCAGCAGCAGCAGCAGCAACAACAACAGCUGCAGCAGCAGUGGAGCGUCGCGGCGGAGCAGUCGGCACCGGACCACGACCUGACACGGGGGCCCGAGCGCCCGUCACCGCCAGCACGCCGCAAGCGCCCGGCUGCUCAGAUCUACGGCGUCCUUCUCAAGGGGUCGGCGGACGACAAGAAUGAAACACAAGCGAGCGACACCGGCGGGGGCCACGCCUACGCCGCCGCUGGCAGCAGGAGCACAGGCGGCGGCGCCGCCGCCUUGAGCUCGGGGCGCGGCCCUGUCAUUCACAGUGAGGGCGGCAGGCGCCAGCUUCCCGACCACUCGCAUGGGGCACCGCCCGUGCCCGUCCGCGCCCAGACCCUGGCCGCCACGACGGCAGCAGCACCAGCACCGGCACCACCCGCACCAACAGCUUGGUCGCCCCGGUCAGCUGCGGCCGCACCAGCACCAGCAACAGCAGCAACAGCAGCAGCAGCGUCAGCAUCAGCCAGCACCGCCGGCACGCCGCGAAGGCUCUUCGUCCCGGCGGCGCCCGCGGCGGAGCCGUUCUCGGCCGCUGCGGCCGGUCCUACCACCACCACCAGCACCACCAGCACAACCACCACCACCACCACCACCAGUAACGGCACCGCACCGGGCCAACCCUUCCUCAGCCUGUCCACCAUUCUCGCGCGUUCUCCCUCGCUGAGCCCCGGCGCACAUGGCGCCGCCGCAUCGACAGGCGCUGCAGCUGCCCCGCCCUCGAGGCUGCUGCUGGCGGCGACGCCCGCGGCAGGCAUGCCAGGCCUGAGCCCGGAGGGCCGCGCUUCUGCCGGUGGCGGUGGCGGCGGCGGUGGCAAUAGCGGUGGCGGCGGCGGUGGCAGUAGCGGCGGCGGCGGCAGCAGCAGUCUGCCGGAGCGCCUGCGCGCAACACUGCACACGCUGUCGUCGCUCCGCGAGGGCAUUGGCACCAGCAGAGGCGGCGGCGGCAGGGUUGUGGUGGUGUCUCACAAUCCCCUCUUUGGAGAGGAGCAGGCAGAGGCGCCGCCGCAGCUGCAGCCGACAGGUAGGCGCGGGCGCAUGCCGGCCCCGCCCGCGGCGCCCCUGCCGCCGGCGCCCGCGCCGCCACCGGUGGCAGUGCCCGCUCCCGCGCCCGCGCCCGCCGCCGCCAGCGCUUCGGCCUGGCCGCUGGCGAUUCUGACCAGCGCACGCACACAGCUGAACGCCGCCGUAGCCGCCGUCACCGCCGUCACCGGCGCCCGCAACACUGCCAGUAACGGCAACGGGGGAGGAGGAGGAGGCGCUCUGCCUCCGCUGCUGGGCCGUGCUGGCGAGACUGGAGCUUCCACGCUUCCCGCGUCUACCGCGGCCCAAGACGGCAGUAGCCGCAUUCUGCAGCCAGCUACUGCCGAUGCCACUGCCGGUGCUACUGCCACCGCCAGCGCUGCUGCGGCAUCCACGGACGCCACAGCAGGCGGCGGCCCGCAAGGCGGUCGUGUCAUGCGGGCCCCGCCGCCGCCGCCACUGCGCAUGCCCACCCUGGAACACAGCGGCAACGGCAGCAGCCGGCGCGGCAGCGUCCGCGCCAGCAGCCCCGGCAGCGGCCUCAGCGGCCUCAGCGGGCUCGCAUCGCCUGCAGCCCUGUCGCGCUCUCAGUCUCCAGGAGGCGCGAUGGCGGCGGCAGCGGCCGCGGCUCCAGUGCCGUCGCCGACGGGGUCGAGGCGCCGCGUGUCGUUCCGCCUGCGCCCUGCUUCCCCGGCAGCCGCCGACUCAGGCGCCCACGCCAACGCUGGGCAGCAGUCUGCAGAGGGCGCCGCCGCUGCUACUGCUGCUACUGCUGCAACUGCUGCUACUGCUGCUGACGUCGGCUCGAGCCGGCGCAUGCCGCCGCCGCUGCCGCCGCUACCGCCGUCGCUUUCCCUUUCACGCAAGGCCGGCUCCCGCCGCCAAUCCUCCACCACCGCUGUCGGCGACGGCGGCGCCGCCGCUGUAAGGCCGCCGUCGCCGUCGUCGCCGCCCGCGGAGGUGCGCCGCGGCUUCCGACGGCCGCCGCCCCUCCAGAAGGUCCCCUCCUCCUCCGUCACCCCCUCCUCAGGCCCCUCGCCGGCAGGCGGCGCCCGCACGCCGCCGCCGCCGCCGCGCGCGCGCAGCGCCCACCGCGCCGACAGCAUGCGGCGUGGGCAGCAGCAGCAGCAGCCGGGCGACCAGCGGCGGUCACAUGCGUCGCAGCUACAGCCGCCGGAGCAGCCGCAGAAGCGGCGCCGCAGCCGGGAGCCGCUGCCGGGCCAGAGCCCGCCGGCGUUGGGCGCGGUAGGGCCUUCGCCCCGGCGCUUUGACAGCGCCUCCCUGAAGACGCCGGGCGGCGGCCCCGCCGCCAUCGGCGGCGGCGGCGGCCACGUCAGGCUGCUGUCGCCGGCCCGGAGCGUGCGGCGCAAGCCAGGCUGCGUGCCGACGUACAGCACUGUCAUCAAGAUCUUUGUGUCGUACACACAGGUGCUGUCCAUCACGCGCAAGGUUUCGCUGCAGUGGCCGGCGGCGGUGCGCGAGUUCCUCGCGGUCACGAACAGCCUGUCCUACUCGGUGUCGUCCUUCAUCUCGCUGGACUGCUCCCUCGACCACACCUCCGCAGUGCCGGUGUCGGUGCAGCGCACCAUCAUCUCGCUGUCGGUGCCGCUGAUGCUGGCGCUGCUGGCGUGGCUGCUGUGGACGGCGCUGUACUUCCGUCUGAAGGCCCGCAAGGCCGUUGUGCCCAGUUACGGCCGCUACAUGAACACGCGCUUCGUCAUCACCCUCAUCGUCAUCACCUUCUACUGCUACCCCGGCGUCACCGACAUGCUGCUCUCCAUCUUCUCCUGCCCGCGACUCGACACCGGCGGCGCAGCCACGCCGUACGGCGCCGCGGCACGUGCCGUGGGCACGUUCUGGGCUGAGGACUACGACCUGGAGUGUUUCAAGGGCGUGCACAACUUCCUGGCGAUGGCUCUGGCGCUGCCGCUGGUGGUGGUGUUCAGUCUGGGCGUGCCGGCAGCCAGCGCGUUGUUCCUGUGGUACAACAGGGACAGGCUGGAGAACGACCCGGCCUUUGCUGCCAAGUACGGAUUCGUGUUCGGCGAGUACCGGCCGCAGUACUUCUACUGGGAGUCCAUCAUCAUGCUGCGCAAGCUGGUCAUGGUGGUGGUGAUUGUGUAUGUGGGAUACAUCGGCGUGGGCGUGCAGGUGCUGGUGGCCCUGGGCGUGCUGAUGCUGGCCACUGUGAUGCAGCUGCUGUGCCGGCCCUUCCGCGAGCCCGCCAUGAACGACCUGGAGCGGCUCAGCCUCUACUCCACCUGCUCCACACUCUACCUCUCGCUGUUCCUGUACGUGGAGGGCGUGUCGGAGGCCGGCCGCAUAGUGUUGAGCUGCAUGCUGUUGGGCGGCAACAGUCUGGUGGCCGCCUUCUUCACCUACUGCCUUGGCCGGGAGGUGCGGCGGCACACCAUCGCCGAGUACGACAUGGACGGAGACGGCAGGCUGAGCUGGGCCGAGUGGGAGGUGAUGGUGCUGACCAAGCUCGGGGAGAACUGGUUCGGGCACGGGGUGUUGGGUCUGGCGCGGGCUGUGCGUGCCGGCGUGCAUCUGGCGCGGCGCGUGCUGGGCCGCUCGGUGCGCAGCAGCGCCCGCGCCGUGGCCCGUGUGGCGUCUGGCAGGCCGCUCUUCCCACAAGACAGCUCCCGCGGCUCGCGGGGCUUUGGCGGCGACGCCUCCCUCGCCAGCACCUCACGCACAUCAGUCUUGCGCCGAGCCUCCACGCGCUCCUCCACCACCACCACCACCACCACCACCGCCACCGCCACCAGCAGCGGCGGCGCGUCCCGCGCCAGGCACUCGCUGCUGCUGCAUCACCAGCAGCCGUCGCCGUCAGCCGCCUCGGCGCGCACAGCGGUGGUAACGACCGCGCCGAGCCACAGCAGCAGCGCCGGAGGCGGCGGCGGCGGUGGCGGCAGCAGCCUCCGGCUCUCAGGGCUCCUGCCGUUCCGCGUCAGUGGGCUGAGCGGCAGGGAGCAGAAGCCGCAGCCUCUAGCGCAGCCGCCCGCGCCACAAAGCGGUGACUCGUCACAGCAGCAGCAGCCACAGCCGCUGUUGCGGACAGCAACCCCACCGCCGGCUGCCAGCACUGGCAGCGUAGCCAGCGGGAGUGGCAUGAGCAGCCGCGCGGCGAGCGGGCGGCCGGGGGUGCCGCGGGAGCCGGUGUGAUGAUAGGAGUUGUAGCCGUGAAGGGAGUGUUGGCGAGGGUGGAGCUACCCUCUUGGGGCCACACGAAACCCUGCAGAUCUCGCAAGGAGGAACAGAGCUGCUUGGGCUUCGUGGCCAGCACGUUUUGUUGUGCUUGCGGCAUUGGGUUUUGUGCGGUUCAAGGACCGGACUUCUCGAGCGGGAAGCAGGGGGCGGCGGGUCUGCCUGUUAGGCACGGAUUUUGAUUGCGGCGCGUGGGGGUCCACGCGACCGGUGAAUGCGUUGGUACAAGCUGUGAAUAUGGGGGAGGGAGUACAGGCGCGCUUUUGCAGUAGGACGGUUAACCGUUUCGGACGAACUGGAUAUGAUUGUGUGGGCUGUGUUGAGCGGGUUUGUGUUUUGGUGUCACGCUUGCGAUCAUGGGAGGCUGAAGCAAUGCGGCACAGUCCAUGAGAUUGAAAUGAUUGUGGGCAUUCCCUCGUUGAUUUGUGGGGAAGGUUAUGAGCUCAAGGAAAAAGGUGGCAUUUGAAAGGCGAAGUUUUGUGGGACAGGUCCGGACAGUCCGCAGCAGUGGACAAGGGACAAAACCCGCUUCUCCCCAACGGAACAACUGCUUAAUUUUAACUCACCAUGUGCUUGUGGGAGUACGCUUCGUUAACCUGCUGAACCCUGUCCUGAAAAUCAUGGCGUGUGCGAAUGUCGUCGUGCCAAUGCUGUUGCUUCUUGCCGUGCUUGUUCACAGCAACUCCUGCGGGGCCCCACUUGUGACGGCGGUCCUUAGGUGUGUACAAUGUCCCGGCGUUGCGGUUGCAGCCGCUGCCUAUUGUUCUUCUUGUUGCAUACAUGCAUGUAAUCAGAACCUUUUGGUACAUAUGAUAUCGACGAACACUAAUGCCACUGGGCGUUUCAUGCAUCCAAUUUGUUCGUUUUGCCGCAACGCCGCCCCCAGUGUGCUUGACACUGGUGUGGAAGACUAGUGAGAAGGGAGAAGGGAGGUAAAGCGAGAAGGCGGAAGGAGGAGAAGCGGGCCCCAGGACUAGAGUUUGUAGUAGCGCGCUGCGGUUUGGUACCGUUGUUUGGCGUCUUAUGCAAUCAUGCGGGUGGGAAUUUCCAGUGUAUAUGUGCUGUCACGAUGUGCGUUUUUUGUGCCAUGCAGAGUGUGGCCUGGGCGAGGCUGGGAUUGUGAUAGGAUGCGCGAGCAUGUUGGGGUCAGGUGGGGUUUCCCCGCAUGGGAUUCGGAGUCAAUGGAAAUGGCGCGCAGCUAGCUGCAAUGGAUUAGGUGGAUUCAUCAUGCAAGGCAAUAAUGUUUGGAGUGCGAUGUCGGAAGCAAACAGAACGUGCGGGCACCGCUUGGUGCGUUCAAUUGUUGGGGUGCUUGAUGACCCAGCUUGAGGGACUGCUGUUGCUUGAAAAGGACUUGCUGCUUCUUCCGGCAAGCAAGGGCCAGGACAAGGGGCGCGUGUGAUGCAAUGUGAGGACACUGGGGUGGAGGUCGGGUGCGGGCGAACCUGCGACAGACUUGCCAGGGAGUACAAGCAUUGGGGGGCCAGAGCUGAACAAGCUGAGAGGGAGGAGGUGAGGGAGGAGGAGGCGAGGGAGGAGGCGAGAGGACGGGGGGAGGAGGCGAACAGGGCAGAACAAGCGGCAACGGAGAUGGCGCACAGUGGUGCUUGCGAUGUCUGUGGGUAGUGACUGUCAAGCUGACAGAUUAGAACAGAGUGCGCGGUAGGACAGGUUGGCCCAGAGUUGGCUGACCUUUCUCGUUUGUUUGCAUGCGUUUAAGAACCUUUGGCCUGUGGGCGACAACGCCCGUGCGACGGCCCAAGCUUGCAGGACAGUAGUGCCUGCGACACAACCUAACGCAAUUGAUUGUCGGCGGAUUCGGGGCUGCUGCCCUAUCUAAUGUCCUACUCAUCUGAGCCUUGUGCAAGUGUAUGCGGUGAGCGUGGCGUGUUACUUGCAAAACGUAUGCUAGGCCUCACGACUAGGCCUAGACCAAAGGCAUUCUUGUUGCUGAGCGUGCGAAGGCUGCGAUGGCGAACGCCGCGCGUGCCCCGAGUCUGUCUGCGAGUGACUGUCCGUGGGCCAGCGCGGGCGAGGGCUGUAAGAGAGAAAAAUG